Nematocida homosporus is the source of this 2934-nucleotide messenger RNA. RefSeq names its product insulysin. The transcript has a single exon. Lineage: Eukaryota; Fungi; Microsporidia. The record is from RefSeq and is a predicted model, not a curated record. Bases 1 to 2934 code for a protein of 977 amino acids. Gene Ontology annotation, molecular function: metalloendopeptidase activity; metal ion binding. Gene Ontology annotation, biological process: proteolysis.
AUGCUUAAUAAAACCAAAACCAAUCGAUUGCUGAUAUUAACAGGCCUUGGCCUGCUAGUAUUUGGGGUUUCUUUUCUUCUUCUGCAAAACAGUAGGUUUACCCUCCUGUUUCGCCGCGAUCAAGUCUAUACCCAUCUACAAGGCUCGCUUGACCAAAAUAGCUACAAAACUAUUGUUCUGCCCAACAAACUCCAAGUUGUUUUGAUUACAAAUCCCGAAACUCUAAAAGGCGCGGCUUGUCUAAAGGUUCAGGUUGGCAAUAUGCACAGCCCGUCUAAUCACCCAGGCCUGGCCCAUCUUUUAGAGCAUAUGCUGCUCACGAGCACUAAAGCUCAUCCUGAUACCAGCCAUUAUAGAAAGUUUAUCCAGGAUCACAGCGGAUUCUGCAAUGCAAUUACCUACCAAGAGUACACAGAAUAUCAUUUUGAUGUUUCAUCAGACUAUCUCGGCCAAGCACUAGAUAUAUUUAGCGGCUUCUUCAAGUAUCCACUAAUUGAUGCUCAAUACCUCGAAAAAGAACUGAACAUUGUGCACAACGAAAUGGAAACAGGAAUGGGCAAUGAUGCCAAACGAGCUUUUAUACUUGGAUUACAUCUUACUAAACCCGAGUCUCCACUAUCGAAGUUCACAACUGGCUCGCGCGAAACUCUCAAAAACACCAAGCGAGAACAUUUGCUUUGCUUUUGGAAACAGUACUACCGGCCAGAUAAGAUGCAGUUAGUAGUCUAUGGAAAAGAGUCGCACGAUGUCCUAGAAGGCUAUGUCAAAAAGCACUUCUCGGGUAUCAAGACCCAUUCUGACCACCAGUGGAUCUUUCCCGAGCCGCCCUACGAACUGCUGGGCAACACCCUUCCCAAGCCAAGCGAAACCGAUACGUCACACGAGCUAAUCCGAUCCGAUUUGCAAAACAAACUGGUAUACUACAAACCCCAGAGCUCUCAAAACACAACAACCCAACUAACUGUUAAAAUCAACUUACCCCAAUCACUCCAUGCAUACAAAGAGAAGACAGCCGAAUUUAUAGUUGAUGCGUUUAAUGAAGGAAAAGAGUUGAAUGGAUUCAACUUGUUAAUCAACAACGGCGUGAUUGUAUCUAGCAGUUGCAAUUAUGCUAUGUCCACCACAGCAACUUCCAUAACUAUCGAAGUUGAGCUUAAGUCCAGUACGCAGCCCCAGAUCGAAAGUAUUAUCAACCUUAUCCAGGCUAAACUAGAGCUAGUUCGCAAAAUGGGCACACAAGAGCUCUACGCCACUUACAAGAAGAUAUUCCAAAACCGAAUGGAGGACUAUAAUAUAGACAAUUCGAUGUCUUUGGCCAUAGACAUUGCCGAGAAUCUUCCAUGGAUAGCUUUAGAAGACAUUUUCUCUAUAGGCUAUAAAUGGGAAAUCUUCAAUGCCAAGGAAUUCCAUCGUUUUGUUGAUAUCGCCCUAGACCGUUCAAAAUGGUUAGUGACAGUUCGAACAAACGCGCUACCAGCCGAUGCCCCUCUCCAGACUGAGCCCUAUUACGGCAUUAAAUAUGCGGUAGUGGACCUAACUGGCCAAACAGAUGACAAAAUAGAUUCAAUUACUCAACAGAUGGAAUGGAGUACCAAGUACAUCUUUGACGAGGUUGAUUUGACUAAGGCUAGACAAAACAAUCAACUCUCAGCCAAGUUCGGCAGCUUUAUUACAAACACUAAUCUCUGCCCCUUUAUUGAUAACCACAAAUAUAUAUCUACUAUUUCCCAUGCUGAGAAUGGCUUAGAUGCCCGAUUGGUUCAUGAUAAAGGCAUCAUAACCAAAAAGACUCGAGUAGCGGUUAUCUUGGAAGCUCCGGACUUUGAAAAGGACGUUUCUACGUACGUGGCAUUCCGCGGGUACGUAGCUGCUUAUUUGAAGGGCUUCAGACUUAAGUAUUACGAGCAUAUCAGAGUGUCCAACACCAAUAUAGCACAUCUUGAUGCCAAUGCCGGAAAACUUCGCAUAACAUUCCAUGGAUACCCUUUAGUUAUUCAGGAUCUCAUUGAUCUAUUCUUUGCUGAUUUUGCUGCUUCUCAUCAAGACUAUCUUGUUAUGGCCCAGACUCUGACCCCAAUUGUGUUUGAUAAUGUUCUAGCCCAGCAGCCCGAGUCCCUUUGUAACACCGUGGGAUUUAGAAUGUACACCCAAGCACUACCUUUCACCCCAACCGAGCUCGCUGAGGCCGCCAGGCAUAUUAAGCUUGAGGAUAUAAUCGUUAUUACCCAAGCCAAGAUAUCCAUCUUUGUGUUUGGAAACACCACCGAGCAGGAGUUCCGGAAUAUCAUUACAACCGUCAAGAAACACGUUACACCAACUACUCUACCUCAAGCACCCAAGCCUACUUCAUGCCCAAUGCGCCUUGAGCUGCCAACUGUUGACAAGCUUAACAACGCAGUUAUGCUAAUCCAUGAGGUCGCCGGCCCCAGCACGAUAAGAAACUAUGCGAUGGCUGGUUUGGUUUACCAACUAGAAAAUGAAACCUUCUUCAACCAACUCCGAGUUAAAGAAGGGCUUGGGUAUAUUGCUUCUUGCGAUUUUUGGGGAUUUGGUGGCAAAGCUUAUGUCUCCUUGAUCAUCCAAGGGUCAAAAGACGUCGAUCUGAUCGAAACGCGCAUGCGAGCCUUUGUGCAAGCUAUAAGUGACCAUAUUGCCCAUCUUUCUGAUGAGGAGUUCAAGAAACACAAAGAAUCCCUUAUAACUAAUCUCCGAUGCACUCCCUUUGACAUUGUUGGUUAUGCUAAUGACCUAUGCUUUUAUUGGGAAAACAUAGAUAUGGACUUUGAAGCCAAGCCCAUGUCCUACAUCAAUGUUGCAAGUAUCACCAAGACCGAGCUAGUUGAAUACAUGCGCCAGCAUGCUAAUGACUUUACAACCAUUUGCUCCUCUAACAAGUUUACCAAGUUCACUAGAACUACGCAAGCUACGCAAUAA